GGGAGGUGGUCACGCUUUGGGGUAUAAACAGCAAACUACCGCCGCCCUCCGUUUGAGCAACUUUUGUGGCCUGCACGUCCCUCUGCGUGCGUCCCGCUCCAAGUGCGUAGCCCUUUGCAGCCUGGUCCUCUCCGUUAGCCACUGCUGCUAAAGAACAAACCACAGCGGUCAUGGCACCUGUCCGGACCGCAGUUCUGGCGCUCAUCGUCGCGUCUGUACUUUUACAAACGGCGACAGCAGGCAACAUCAACGACACGAUAUAUGUGGUGACUGUGAGCUCUCGAGUGAAAGCGGCCGCUCCACAGACCUUAUGCACCCAGGUGCAUGGGCCCUCUGAGCCAGUGGUCCUGACUGUGGCUCUGGUGCUGGAGUCCAGCAGCAGCACUCUGUUAGAGGAGACCAUUGAGAAGGACUUCUACCGCUGUAUUACCUUUCAGGCCCCAGUUGUUCCCAGAAGUACAGUAGCAUCUGUUAACGUCACUAUCCAGGGGGAGAGCGGCACGCUGAGUAAAAAGACCAAAAUAAUGAUCGAACCUGCUACUUUUAUUCACAUCAUUCAGUCCGACAAACCCAUCUACAAACCAGGCCAGACUGUGAAAUUCAGAAUCACCUCUCUGGAUGCCAACUUUAUUCCUGUGAAAAGAGUGUAUAAAGUGAUCGAGCUCGAGGAUCCCAGUACAAAUCGCAUUGCUCAGUGGUUAGAUAAGACCAUUGAUGGGGGCAUCCUGGAUCUUUCACACCCAAUAAUCCCUGAAGCAGCACAGGGGACCUACACCAUUACUGCCACUACUGAGCAGGGAGAGCAAGUACAGCACAACUUUGACAUCAAGGAAUACGUUUUGCCCAAAUAUGAAGUGAAAGUCCAGCUGCCAAACGUGAUCACGAUAUUGGAUACAGAAGCCAACUUUAAAGUCUGUGGAAAGUACACUUACGGAAAACCAGUGGUGGGUUCUGUUAAAGCAGUGUUCUGUAGAAGAGCAUUUCGAGGGUAUUGGUAUGCCAGAAACAACCAGGAUGUGUGCAAGACCUUCCAGCUCACAACGGACAAAAGCGGUUGCACUUCUCAAACUGUGAAUCUUUCUGAGUUUUUCCUGAAUAAGAGUGGGUAUCAUGACAACUUUCAACUCGAGGCAGAAUUGCAGGAAUUUGGCACUGGAGUUACACUCAGAGGCAGUGCUCGGACCAGCUUCACCAAUGACAUCAGAACAGUCACUUUUGAAGAUGAACCUGCAGCAUACAAGUCCGGCAUCGCGUUUGAAGGAAAAGUGAAAGUGGUUGGUCCUGAUUCUAAGCCUGUUGCUAAUGAGAAGGUUUAUGUGACCAUUGGUAAAUACUCAGAAAACGUCACACUCACCACAGACCAGAAAGGCAUGGCCUCCUUUUCCCUGGACACAUCCCUCUGGAAGGACUCUGUCACUGUCCAUGCAUCCUGCUUAGAGCCAGGAACUAAGGAGACCUAUGUCCCCAAUGUACGUUCUCCAGAGUACCGUUAUGCUGUCCGUGCAGUCACAGCUUUUUACUCCAAAAGCAGCAGUUUUCUGAAAAUCAAGCUAAACGAAGGCAAGUUUCGCUGCAACAAAGAGGCCACAGUCCGAGCUGAGUACAUUAUCCAAGGAAAGGAGCUGAAGGAUGGGCAGGAAAGCCUUGACUUCUUUUACCUGGUGAUGUCCAAAGGCUCAAUUGUCCAGCAUGACCGUAUAUCUGAGGCUGUUAAAAAAGAUAUGGUGAACAAAGGGGUGUUGACCAUACCCUUGCGUCAGGUGGUCAAGUUGGCACCCAUGGCUCAGGUGCUCGUGUAUACAGUGAUGCCCAGUGGAGAGGCUGUGGCGGACAGUAAGGACUUCCCUGUUCAGCUGUGUCUCAGUAACAAGGUUUCCCUGAAGUUUGCAUCUCUUCAGCAGCUUCCAGCAGAGAAGACCACCCUGACAUUGCAGGCUCAUCCCAACUCUCUGUGCUCAGUCCGAGCCAUUGACCAAAGUGUCCUCCUGCUCAAGUCUGGAGUAGAGCUCACUGUGGACUAUGUGUACGACCAGCUGCCCUUCCAGAAGCUGUCUGGUUAUCCAUAUGAGGCAGAGGACCAUGAGCCGUACCCGUGUUUCCCAGUGCCCAUGCCGGAAGUGCUGGGGGACCCAGAGAUUGAGGUGCCGGUGCAGGGAGACAGACGCAGGAAACGUUCCUCAUAUUUUGGACCUGUCCAUCACAAGGAUGAUGUCUACAGCAUCUUUAAAGAAAUAGGAAUCAAGAUUGUGACCAACUCUGAUGUGAAGAAACCCUAUAACUGCCACGACCGACUGUACGAUAUGUUCUACGAUGGUACAUACGAUUAUGAUGAAAAUGCAGCUUCACAGGUGGACUUAGUGAUAGAAGUGAAACAGAGCAAAGAGACCACAGAGACCAAAGAGACCUCAGAGACCAAAGAGACCAUUAGAACAUACUUCCCCGAAACCUGGAUUUGGGAGCUGGUCUCAGUCGGCCCCAGUGGCUCGGUGAAUGUGGAGAAAACUGUCCCAGACACCAUUACUAAAUGGGCAGCAAAUGCGUUCUGUGUGUCCUCGGUGGGACUUGGCAUCGCCCCAAACACAGCCCUAACUGCUUUCCAACCAUUCUUCGUGAGUCUCACUUUGCCCUACUCCGUCAUCAGAGGAGAGGUGUUUACGCUGAAAGCCACUGUCUUCAACUACCUCUCCAAGUGCAUCAUGGUGAAGGUGACAUUGGCUGAAUCAGACCACUUCACCUUUAAGCCCUGUGACAGUUGCCAGUACACUGUGUGUCUGUGCGGCGAGGAGAGCUCCACCUUCUCCUGGGUCGUCACGCCAACCACUCUGGGUGAGGUGAGCCUGCGGGUCAGUGCAGAGGCCCUAAAGACUGACCUCCUGUGUGGGAACGAGGUUGCCACUGUCCCCGAGAUGGGCCAGAUCGAUACGGUGGUCCGCACACUACUGGUGCAGGCUGAAGGAACACCACAGAUGGUGAGCCACAAUGCACUGUUGUGUCCUGCAGAGGGUCCAGUGGAGAAGAAAAUCUCCCUCCUGAUGCCUGAGAUGUUUGUUGCUGGAUCAGCUCGAGCCACAGUCUCCGUUCUGGGUGAUCUAAUGGGGAGAGCCAUGAAGAACCUGGACAAAUUGCUGGCCAUGCCGUACGGCUGUGGGGAGCAGAACAUGGUGCUGUUUGCCCCAAACAUUUUCAUCCUGAACUAUCUGAAGAGCACAGGACAACUCACCAAGGAUAUACUGGACAGAGCUACUGAAUUCCUACAGUCAGGAUAUCAGAGGGAACUCACCUACAAACAUGAUGAUGGUUCAUACAGUGCCUUUGGAAAGUCUGACCAGUCUGGAAACACAUGGCUGACCACAUUUGUGAUGAAAUCCUUUGGAGGAGCUCGGCCAUACAUUUUUGUCCAACCAAAGCACAUUGACGAGGCAAAGAACUGGCUCGCACGUCACCAGAGGCCAAAUGGGUGCAUCACGUCUGUCGGCAAACUUUUUCAUAAUGGCAUGAAGGGGGGAGUGAGUGAUGAUGUGUCCCUCACAGCUUACAUCACAGCUGCACUUCUGGAGCUGGAUAUAGGUGUGACCGACCCCAUGGUGCAGAACUGUCUCGUGUGCCUAAGGGGGGCACUAGCAGGUCAAAUGGAUAACCUGUACACCACUGCUCUGCUAUCCUACACCUUUACUCUGGCAGGAGACCAGGAAACCAGGACCAAACUCAUCACAUACCUGCACCAGAAAUCCAAAAUGGAAGGUGGGACACGGUACUGGGACAGGGCAGGUGCGCCAGAUAAAGGCCUGGACUCUCUGGAGGUGGAGAUGACUUCAUAUGUUCUUCUGGCUCUGCUCUCUGGACCUGCUCUACCAGAGUUUGGUCUGGACUAUGGUUCCAGUAUCGUCCGCUGGCUCGCACAGAAACAGAACCCCUAUGGUGGAUUCUCCUCUACACAGGACACUGUGGUGGCUCUCCAAGCACUGGCCAAGUAUGCCGCUGCCACCUACAGUGAGCAGGGCAGUACUGCAGUGAAGGUGACAUCAUUAGGAGGCCUGAGCACAGACUUCACUGUGGAUCAGUCCAAUCGACUUCUGUACCAGGAGGAGAACCUGCCCGAGGUGCCCGGGGAGUACACGGUCAGGGCAGAGGGACAGGGCUGUGUACUAGCUCAGAUUUCUAUGCACUACAACAUCCCUCCUCCCCCGGACUUCUCUGCAUUCAACAUUUCCACCUCCACUAUGUCCAAAUGUAAUGUCAGCAGACCACAGCUCAUCCUCUUUGUGCAUGUCAGAUAUCAGGGCCGCAGGGAGGAAACCAACAUGGUCAUUAUUAACAUCAAACUUUUGUCUGGAUAUGUCCUGGACAAGAGCUCUCUGGACAUGAUGAAGGGUGACCAGUCCGUGAAGCGAGUGGAUGUAGACAAUGGAUUCAUUAACAUUUAUUUAGACGGGCUGAGACAGGACAAGAUGCGGAUUUACAGUGUGACAAUUGAGCAGGAUCAGGCUGUGAGGAACCUCAAACCUGCAGUGGUUAAAGUCUAUGAUUACUACCAGACGAGUGAUGAAGCAGUCACUGAAUACACGUCCCCUUGUGCAGAAAGUGACAGUGUGAAUGAAUUGUAAUGUGCAAGGAAAAAUCUUCACAUUCCACAAACUGGGAUAAUCACUGUCAACAACAUCUCAUCUCAAAUGUGUUUUACUUUGUCAUUUUUAAUUUGAAAGAUGUCUUUUUUUAUAUUUGCCCUCACUUUUAAUGUUUUUGUAGUAUAUUUUUGUGUCUUGAUUGAUCUAAACACAUUUUUGUCAAGUUAAACCUGCUCCUUCAACAUUGACACUUCAACACCUCAACAUCAUAUAUUUUUAACCUGUUAAAAGAAAAAGAAAACACAGCUGUAUUUCAGUAACAGUUUUAAUAGAUUUCAUCAAAUCAGUUUUUCUUUGUGUGAAAGUGACGCUCGACAAAUACAA
Molecule: messenger RNA, 4949 nt
Organism: Boleophthalmus pectinirostris (great blue-spotted mudskipper)
Lineage: Eukaryota; Metazoa; Chordata; Actinopteri; Gobiiformes; Gobiidae
Gene: a2m1
Product: alpha-2-macroglobulin
Exons: 35
Coding region: 171-4604 (1477 amino acids)
Cellular component (GO): extracellular region
Molecular function (GO): endopeptidase inhibitor activity
Source: RefSeq, a predicted model, not a curated record